CUAAAAACAACACUUACAUAGAAUUGGAGGAAAAAAAAUAAAAAUUGACAAAUAAGGGUUACCAAAUGUUGAAGAAGAUGAAGAAAUUGAGGAAUUGGAGCUUGAAGGGACCGCCUGACCUAUCACCGCCGACCAUCGUCGAACGCCGGCGAGCCGUCGUUGGCCGCCGUCUGCUUUCUUCUCCGGUGGCGUCAAUUGCAGCGGCCAAAGCCGCUGCUCUCUUUCUUGUUUGGUGCGAUGCCUCUCUGUUGUUCCCCCCUCAAUCUGCUGCGAUUCCUUGCCCAAUUUAUAGACUGGAGGCCUCUUCCCGUUGUUGAUUUAAGAGAUCAAGGCACCGUUGUUGACUCGGUUUGGAGCGGAAUUGAUGGCCGAAUGUUAGAGCAUUUGAUUUGAGGAAUUGAAGUCGCCGUUCGGUUACUCAUCGAUUUUGAAUAGAUUUGAAUGAUUCACCGCUGACUCCAUCAAUUCUUUGGUGAGAGAGUGAAGUGGAAUUGGCUACAAAGCUACUUGCUUCGCUCCUCUGUGAACGUCAAUGGAUUGGGACUGGGCUGCUGUGAGAACGUACUAGGCUUUGGAAAGAUGAUUAUUGGGCUCCCAAGUUGUCCCUUUUCACUGCUAUUUGGAAUUGGGGCUGGUCAAAAAUUCCCUUUGAGACUUGGACUCAGAUUUAUCCUUUUUACUGCACCGUGCUCAAAAAAUAUCUGAUAAUUUGGGUUAGGGAAAGCAAAAUAUAUUAAAAUAAUAUGUAAAAAAAAUGAUUAAAAACAACUAUUUUUGAAUGAAAAUAAAAGGUUUGUAAAAAAUAGGAAUUAAAAUAAAACUAAGCUAAACAAAUGAAAAUUAAACAAUAAAAAUACUAAAAAUACCCAAAAAAAAAUAAAAUAUACUAACCCAAACCCGAGUUAUCAAAUACCCCCACACUUAAGACUUGAACGCCCUCGUUCAAAGGCCAAAAUAAGUAUGUUAUUUCUUUUUAUCAUCAUCAAGAAGAAACGAAGUGAACCUUAAACACCCACACUUAAGACUUUAUGCUCAUUCACAUUUUAAAAACAAAGUGAGCUAGAAAUCCUACAAGGAUGGAAAACUAAGGUGUGGAUUUUUUUGGGUUCUAAGAAAUGCUCUAAAGCUGCUACAAAAAAGUCUCCUAGCAGAAUCCUAUGGUUUAGAAUGGCUCAAUAGCAGCGGUAGCAAGGUUCAUCAAUAAGCCUAAGAAUAUAAAAAUCACUCAAUUUUCUAAAAAUAAAAGGCUCCUAAAACUGGAUUCUCUCUUUUUUCAAAUUUUAAUAUCAAGCAAUUGUUGAUUAGGCAGCAUCUAGAUAGUAUGUGGAUGGCCAGUUCUAGAAAACAAAAUUCUAUGGUAACCUAGAAGGAUUUCAAACAUUUUAAGGUCAUUUUUACCAAUAAAAGAGCAUAAGACUCAAUGCGGGUUUAAAAAGUAUACCCUUGCCAUCUUUCAGAAUAAAGCCCCAAGAAAAAUAAUGAGGUUUUUGGGUCAAUUUUUGAAAACAAUGCUCUAAAUAAGAAGAUAUGCAACUAAGAAUGAAAAACAUUUGGACCCAAAACCUUUUUUUUUUUGGAAAAAAAAAAAUUGCCCCAAAAGUUUUUUUAAGCAAUGACACAAGCAUGAGCAACUCCCCCCACACUUAAAAUGUGCAUAGUCCCCAAUGCAUCUAUAUGGUAUGCAAAUGGCAAUAUUAAGCAAGCACGGACUUAGCAAAGAGAGAAGGGAAUUGGGGAAUUCAACAAAAAAAGUAUACACAGCAUCAAUUCAUCAUUCCCCGUUCCUUAUCAUGCUUUUGUUGGACUUAAAAAUCUGCAAAAAGAAGGCUAACACCAAGUUUUUUAGCAUUGAAGAACAUAAAAAUCAGAUUUAAAGAAUGUAUAUUUUAAGCUUCAAAUUUGGUUCUGGAAACCAAUUCUUGUGCCUUUUUGCACUUUCAAAACAUAAUACUGCAUAUGAGAAGGUAAAGUCAUAUCAAGUACAUGCAAAGCAGCUCAUAUACAUCUAAUAACAUCAUAUUGCAGCUUAGAUGCAUCAACUGAUCUCAGAAUUCAGAUUGAACACCAAGAAAAGAGUGCAGAUAUUUAUAUAUUUCAGCAUGUAUAAGCUGUAAAAAGUGUAAAAUUUUCAUUUUGCACUCAAAAAAUCAGCUUACAAGUCCAAAAAUAACUUUUCAAAAUGCAAAACUUUUCAUUAGUAUCCGAAAAUCAGUUGUAAACAAUGCACAUGUCUCAGCCUUCAGCUUAAAUAUGUCCAUAUAAUAGCACUUCAAGAAACAGAAAAUUGACAGUAUACCAAUAUCCGGGCACCAAGAAUCACUGUUUCAAAAGAGAUUUGCACCCAACCGUGCAGAAUUUUACUCCAAACACUUAUGCUUCCACCUAAAACUCAACAAAUCUUGCAAAAAGCUCUCAAAGUAGAUGGUUAGAAGCAUAAAUAAGUAAAAAUAUUUAAAAUCAAGCAACAUACUUUUUUCACUUUUUUUUUGUGUUUUACAAAAAUAAAAUGAAAGAGAAAAAGGAAAAAACUAAUCCUAUAAUUACAACAAGUACUAUUACAUCAAUAUGGAAGAAAAGUUGGUUCUUAAAAGAAAUAAAAUCAAAUUAAUAACCACAAAAAAA
Molecule: messenger RNA, 2622 nt
Organism: Cuscuta campestris
Lineage: Eukaryota; Viridiplantae; Streptophyta; Magnoliopsida; Solanales; Convolvulaceae
Source: the annotation of a GenBank genome assembly